CCGUCCUCAUCCUUCCUCGUCGUGUUGUCCCGUCGCUUCUUCCUCAGCCCCAUCCGCGGCCUAAACGACUUAACCAUCGGGAGACCAGACUUUAGAAGCCACUUGCCCAAACUAUCAAAAUCCUUGUUUGACGAAUAAGAAGCCAAAAACAUCUUCAGGACAGCGAGUUAACUCUAGUUCCUCUGUGGACAUGUCUUCUCCAUCACAGCUACAACAAUUGGAACAACUAAUAGAGGCAAAUGCUCACUCUGAUUCUCUGGCAGCAAUACGCAAGUUCAUCUUUGAAGUUGGACAUGGGCCUGAUGUUCUAAACACCUCAUAUUUGAAGGAGAGGGUUCGUGGGAUUGCCAAUGAGGUUCAGGUUGCAAUUCCUACAUAUGAAUCACUUCUGCUGGAGGAACUAAAAGAAACACAGAGCCGUGAAAGGGAACUGAAGCAAGAAUGGGAGAAAAGUGGUUGCAGUAUAAUUCUGGAUAGUUGGGGGAGCCAAUGUGGUAAAAAAAGCUUCAUAAGUGUUUUGGUACAUUGCAGGAAAGGCAUGUUGUUCCUCAGAUCCAAAGAUGUGUCUGCAAUCAUUGAGGACGUGGAUAUGCUAGAAGAAAUGAUUUCUUGCGUGGUUGAUGAAGUUGGCGCCAGUAACAUAGUUCAAGUUGUCAUGAAUGACGCAUCGCCAUAUAUGCAAACUGCACGGCAUAGAGUGCUGAACAAACAUGGCCAUUCAUUCUUCUUCCCGCUGUGUGCUGACUUUUGCAUCAACUUUCUGCUUGGGAAAAUUGCAUCACUUGAUCACAUCAGUGAGGUUCUAACGAAGGCAAAGGAACUAACAAGGUUUAUACAUGGCAAUGAGAUGCCAGUUAAACUGGUUGGAAACGGCGAGAUUGUGAGCAAUUCUUGUUUGAAAUAUGUUGCUGCAUUCUUGACACUAGAGAAGCUAGUUUCCGAGAGAGCAAAUCUGGUGGAGAUGUUUAACUCUCCUGAAUGGGCUUCCUCUGAUUGGGAUGCUAGCAGUACAUUCCGGUAUAUCUGCAACAUAGUGAAGACAGAUGCAUUUUGGUGUGUUGCGGCUGACAUUUUGAAGGUUACAAUUCCAUUUGUCAAGGUGUUGUUUAAAUUAGAGCGUGAAGAUUGUCCAAUGGGUAUCUUGUAUGACGCCAUGGAUUGUGCUAAAGAGGAGGUAAUGCGCAAUGUUGGAGAUAAGCAUGGUGAUAUUUUGUCUUGGGUUGACAAGAUAUGGGAUAUUUACUUGCAUUCUCCACUGCAUGCUGCUGGUUACAUGCUAAACCCAAGGGUUUUUUACAAAGACCAUGCCUGUGAUGAUCCUGAGGUCAUCAGCGGUAUUGAGGCCUGCGUCACCCGAAUGGCCAACGGUAAUUAUGAUCCAAAGAAAGUCAAAGCACAAACUGAAGUAUAUAGAAGAAAAUUGGGUUCUUUGGCUUCAGAUUCAUCAGCAAUUAAGGAAAUGAUGGAAUUACCACAAGUUUGUUGGUGGUCGGUGCAUGGGACUGACACAGCUGAGCUGCAAACCCUUGCGACCCGGAUCUUAAGCCAAACAUGCUUUGGCGCUAAAAGGUACAACAUUGACUGGCACGUAUCUGAGAAGGUGCAUGAGGCGAAGCUAUUUCAUGACCAGGACCUGUACCGCGGGCUGGAGUAUGUCCACUACAAUAUGCGUCUCGCCGGUGGUAAACCACUCAUAGGAGGUAUUUCUGGGCAUCAGGUCGGUAAGCCUGCCAGUCUGCUGGGUGAUUGGAUCUGGGGUCCACGGCAUCGCCAUUGAUGGCUCACCGUCCAGACUCUGGAGCAAUGCGUUAAUCUCUCCCAGAAGCGCUUGCGCUCUCGUUUCCAAUCUGGCAUUCUGGUGUGAUUCUGAUUGUGCCUCAUCAGACUCUUGCAGUUUUUUUUUUUCUUGAACAAUCAUCGUAGCCAGGUGGACCGAGCUAUUUUCCAUAGAAACCGAUUGUGGUUAGUUGUGUUGUAAUAGAAAAAAUAUCGGUGGCAUUCAGCCAUCAGAACCAUCGCGGAUGACAUAUGGAGAUACAUCACUGUAACCCCGGUGUCGAUGUUACCUAUAUUUUCCUUAUUUCUAAACUUUACCCCGCAUUCAUUUCUGCAUCCAAUGCCAAACAGAGAUGUGUAGUGCAUGCAUAA
This is a messenger RNA of Lolium rigidum, 2148 nucleotides long. RefSeq lists its product as uncharacterized. The record is from RefSeq and is a predicted model, not a curated record. NCBI's taxonomy places the organism in Eukaryota, Viridiplantae, Streptophyta, Magnoliopsida, Poales, Poaceae. The coding region runs from base 191 to 1777 and encodes 528 amino acids. The transcript is spliced from 3 exons.